Molecule: messenger RNA, 6743 nt
Organism: Linum trigynum
Lineage: Eukaryota; Viridiplantae; Streptophyta; Magnoliopsida; Malpighiales; Linaceae
Source: the annotation of a GenBank genome assembly
CUAUGAUCAAAUUCCAAUUUCGAUAUAUUAAUCUUUAAGAAAAAUUUUCAUUUGAUAUCUCAAUUAACAAAGGUGCAUUAGAGAGAAUUUUCAAAGACAAUUCUUACUUUUUUAUUUAAAUCUCACUUUCUUUAGUUUCUAUUAAUUGUAUCAUUUUAUUUUGUAUUCUUUUAAUAUGUAGAUUUAUCAUAAAAUUAAUGCAAGGCAUCUUAGGAUCAAAGAUGUGAUCAAUAGUGUAUUUCAUCCGAUUUUGUCUGGUUUGGUCCAAUCCAAAAGUUCGUUCAGUUAAUUUUCUUCAGUAUUUAUAAAAUUUAUAAGACUGAGGAUCGUAUCACAAUAUAUUCGAUUCGGUGUGAUCCGGUCCAAGAGUCGGUUUGGUCCAAUGUGAUCCUAUAUGGACCAACCCGUGACACAUUCCGACUGAUUAGGGUUGGGUUAAUUAUCUAAGGAAACCGUGGGCAUGGGAAACCCGUUGCUACCAUCUUUUUUAUAUAGUCUAAUUACCAUUUUUUUCUUUUUUCUAAUUAUGAAUAAUGAUUGAAUGUCAAGAGAAAAUUUAAUAUUUGAUAAUGUAAAUACAAAAUUAAACAGCAAAUGCAAAUUUCACCAGGUCGUUCAUCAUCUGCAGCGUAGCGCGGGUGUUUUUCUAGUCAUUCUUUAAAAUUAAGGAGUUUGCUAUCAUGAUUUGCUGUGAAACUUAUGUAGAGCUUUAUCAAGCAUGUUAGAUGAUAACUCGAUGGAGACAUUGAUGAUACCAGAAGGAGAAAUUAUAAACAUAAUAAUGGUGAUUACUAAAAAGCAUGAAGAUAAAUAAACAAUCAAUGAGUUAGUAAAACUUAAUAAAUAAAAUCUUAUCCAUAUGGUAAUCGUGAAACCUAACUGAUGCAUCAACGCACUAUAUUACAUUAACGACUCACUAGUUCUAAGAGUCAGAGAUACCUAACCCUAAAAUUUAGUGAAAUUUAUGCAAAACCAGCCAAUCAAAGUUAAAAGUGUUGACUAUAUGAGCCAAUACCAACCAUGCAUUCCCUAAGACCGAAAGCUGACAGAAAGAAGCAAGCAUCUGACUUGAUUGAUCCAACUCAUGUCCUAACCCGGUUUCACCUUACCUACUCAUCUAAUCGUUAGUAACAUGUUAUAUACUUUUCUAGUAUGAUUUUGAACAUAAUUUUAGAAUGAAUUUGGAUUAAGGUUUACUGUUUAGGGUUUAGGUUUCAAGCUUUAAGGAUUAGAGUAGAUUUUAGGGUUUUGAGUAUCGUGGUUUGGGGUUUAGUCUAGAGUUUAGGUGAUGCGUUGCGGUAUCGAGAUUUAUAUUUACAAACUCGAUCAUCGACGGUAAUAACUACCCCAAUCUAGGACAAGCGCACCCUAGCUAGAUCGACAAAGUAGUAUAGUGGUGACCGAGGUCGUAUUCCUAGGGUCCUCAAGAUCUAUUACUACUCUAGACCUCGACCUAUUAUCUAGUCAAACAGGAUGGUUGAUGGUUUAAGUGUAAACAAUUCUAAAUUACUAAGAAAGAAAAAAACUAAAAUAGAGGGAGAUCACUACAUAGAGAUAGUGUCGGCUAGACUUGGAAUUACUUUUGAUGCUUGCUGAGGGUUUAUUUUGUCAGUGAGCCAGCUAAUUGAAUCUUCCAAAAUGAAGUAUUAGAUAUAAGUAACUAUGGUGAGUGUGGUGCGAAGAUCACCAAUGUGGGGAUCGGUGCAAUGGUCAUGCCUCCUAAUCCACCCUAUAGCUACAUCCAUCGACCCAAUGUCACCAUAGCCGAUUUCUGUGGCAGGUUUGGAUGGAGGGAGGGGGAGGGUAAAAGUAGGGGUAAGUAGCAUAUAUAGAAUAAUCAGGUGUGAACUCCUUUUUGUUUCCAAAAUUACUCUGAAACAAUAUUAACCAUAAUAUUAAAAAAGGAGGAAAAAUGAACGACAUAUACUAAUGUAGUGAUGGUGGCUACUAGUAUUCUAAUUGCCACCCUAAUCCAUUCCCAUAGAACUCGCCAAAGUUCUUUCAUUUUAACUCACCUCUCUCAUAUUCUAGUGUCCAAAGUCGAAACAAACCGAUAAUUCGAUGGAAUUAAUAACAAGAAUGCAACCUCUUGGUUUAAACAAUGACUAGGUUGCGAUACCGGCCUUGUCGCGGGGUAGUGAUGGCAUAUGGACAUGUAUUAUGUGGCCCGUUAUGGUGGUUUAUUAGUAUUAUUAGGCUAAAAUUUAUUUUUUGUUAGUAUUAUUAUGCUAAAAUUAAUUUUUUGUUAGCAGUUUUGUCAAUAAUGUUGAUGUGACAAUAUGAUAUUGACUGAAAAGAAAUAUAUGGUGGUCAACAUCCAAUUUAAUUUUUUUUUUGAAAAUUUUGGCUAGUAAAUGAUAUUUACUAAAACCCAAGUAGAUCCAUUGAUUAUGGGUAGGGCAUGAGUAAAGUAUAUAUGGGUUUGAAAGUUUGUAGAUGGGUUUGGGUAGGUAUGAAUAUUUACAUCCAUAAUCUCAAUGUGUUGAGUUGGGUAUGGAUACCCAUUCAUUCGAGGGUGUUUUAACUAAACAUACAAAAAUUAGACCUAAGAACUUCAAAAGUUUAUGUACCAAAAUGUAAUACACAAAAAUUUUAGGUACUAAAAUAUAAUGUUCCAUCAAUAUUUUGAGGACUUACAUGCCAAAAAAAUUAGGUUAUAAAUCUAAAGAUCUAUUAAGUUUAGGUAUCGAACUGUAAUUUUGAGGCUUAAUUCCUUUUAUGGUGAUGUAUUUAAGAUAAUAAUUAUUUACCUUUUUCUAGAAAAAUGAAAACUAUUUAUUUGAUAUGUAUAGAUACCUAGCCAACAUUCCAUGUAUACAUAAUUGUUGAAAAUUUUAGCCAGGGUGAAAAAGAAAAACUCUAGAGAGAAGCAAAAGGAAUACAAACAAGAACUCGCUUAAAAUUUCACACCCUCAAAUCGCAUAGUGGAAAAUGACGACUUUCUAAUAAGUAAUAACCAUAUAUAUUUAUUUUUUAAUUGGACUCGACAUUGAACUAGAAAAUUUAGUGGUUCAUGGUUCAAUUAUUAAUUCUCUAGACUGUUGGUGAGUCGUGUAUGGACUCGUUCAUACUUGUGAUUAAAAUACAUAAAAAUAGUAUUCUAAUUAGGGUUAGACGAAGAAGGCAAAGGAAGAAAUAAAGAAAGGGUUAUGGAAGGCGAGUGAAAAAUGAAACUAAAAGGAAGUAGAUAAUGGAAAUGUUUUGACCAAUUCUUUUAGUUGGCCGUCAAUACAAUAGUCAACCCUUUUCACGGUAGCGAUUUAUUGAUACUUGCUUAUAGAUGUCGCAUAUUUUGUUACAUGCAGUUAGUAGAAGUUUAUUUAGUACCCCAUAAAUGUACUAAAUGAGUUUAUAAAUUCGCUCUUGCAAUAUUUUAGAGUCGUCUCUCUUUUAUCAUUUAUUUUAUGUUCACGUAAUGAGCAAGUAUAAAAUAGUCGAAUCUUCUCCUACAGUUGAGUGAUACCUCUUGUAUUGUACAAACUAAAUAUGUUAUGGUGGAUUGAUUCAAAAGGACAACAUCUUGUAUUGUACAAACAAAAUAUGUUAUGGUGGAUUGAUUCAAAAGGAUUGGUAGAUUGGAUUCAAGUGUAAUCUAAACAUUGGAUCAAUAUGUAAAUUUAAAAACGUGUAGGUACGAAAAUCUCAUAUAAUUUAGAUACCAAAACAUAAUUGCUCAAUGAUUUUACAUUAAAAUUAAUUUUGGGGUAUCAAAAUGUAAAAUGUACAUUAUAGUGACUAAUUUGUGAUUUAUUAAAUUUGGGGUAUCAAAAUGCAAAUUGAACUUUACGUUUACAUAUAAUAUAAUUUAGAUACCAAAUUAUAAUUGUUCAAUGAUUUUGCAUUAACAUUAAUUUUGGGUAUCAAAAUGUAAAUUUAAAAAUGUGUAGGUACGAAAAUCUCAUAUAAUUUAGAUACCAAAACAUAAUUGUUCAAUGAUUUUACAUUAAAAUUAAUUUUGGGUAUCAAAAUGUAAAAUGUACAUUAUAGUGACUAAGUUGUGAUUUAAUUAAAUUUGGGUUAUCAAAAUGAAAAUUGAACUUUACGUUUACAAAUAAUUUAGAUACCAAAAUAUAAUUGUUCAAUGAUUUUACAUUAACAUUAAAUUUGGGGUAUCAAAAUGUAAAAUGUACAUUAUAGUGACUGAGUUGUGAUUUAAUUAAAUUUGGGUUAUCAAAAUGCAAAUUGAACUUUACGUUUACAAAUAAUUUAGAUACCAAAAUAUAAUUGUUCAAUGAUUUUACAUUAACAUUAAAUUUGGGGUAUCAAAAUGUAAAAUGUACAUUAUAGUGACUAAGUUGUGAUUUAAUAAAUUUGGAGUAUCAAAAUACAAAUUAUUAUGCAACAGUAACUGAUCUUUACGUUUAAAUAUUAAACAAUGAUUUUCUGUUGCAUUAUUAAGUGCUGAUGCAACAUAAAAUUAUGAAUAGGGACGUGGUUUAUGAAAUAAUUAUCCAAUAACAUUUCUUUUGAGGAUAAGGUUUUCAGUGUUCAGACAAAACAUACGACAGUUUUAGUCACCAAACAUUUGGUCCCAUUCGAUCUUUUUAUUGUUUAACAACAAUGCGCUUCUUUAGGUUGGGAUUAAAAAAUAAUAUUGUUAGUUGCAGAUUAAUAAAUAAGAUUGUUAGUCCCCACAAGUAGCAGAUUUUGAAUUUCCAUGGCCCAUAUUUUUGUUUAUGCCAUUGAAGUUAUUUCUUUGCUGGGCACGAAAUUUUAGCUCUUGGUAAAAAUGAUAACAUGCAUAAUCUAAAAUCCUCUCAUUCCAGGCCAAGAUACAAUAUCUGAAACAUCACCACUUUUCCUUCAUCACUCUCAAGUUCAAACCAAUUGUUUCAGGGCAAUCUUUUGACAGACUUCAACUAUGGUCAGUGGGUCAAUAAUCAGAGUGUGUUGACCAAUAUGGUGUUAAUAAUUAUAGGUACCAAGUUGUAAAUAGUCACUCGAAAAUUAGGGUUGUAUUAGCAACCUAUUUAUAUCGUUGUAAACUGUACUGGAAGAUUAACGAAAUAAGAAAAUCUAAAACCUGAGAGGGAGAUACUCUCCGUGUACUAGUGUCAUACUGAUGAUACCACGUUAAAAAUUUUAUUGUGUUCUUUACGAUUCUGCUUGAUUUAUUGACAUAGUAUCAGAACCUCAAGAUUGAAGCUCAUCAUCCGGUCUCCCGCAUUCUUGGGGGUGUUUUUGGUUACUCGAUCACAUCUGGCUGUUAGGGUUGAGUCGCAACCCUCUGGUGGUCUCUUCCUCUGGUUUUUCUCUUGUCGGUGUCUCUUCCUAGGCGAGCUGCUACUGUCUUUUCCCACGAAGCUGUUGUCUCUUCCUAGGCGAGUUGCUUCUGUUUUUUUUUUCGCGCGCAACUGCUGUUUCUCAAGCGCGUCCUAGGUCUUCUUUUGCGUGUUGUUGUUAUUGUCCGCAUCCCAUGAUUUUUCUUGUACGCGCUGCUGCUUUUCCUUCGGUCUUGCCGGCUGCCUUGGACCCUUUUUAUUUCGGCGCAUCCCUAGUUCAAUUUCCUGUGCGUCGCUAGCUGCUGUGGUCCUUUUUAUUUCGGCGCAUCUCAAGCUUUCCUCUAUGCAUCGCUGUUGUCCUGUUUUGGUGCAUCUCAGGUUUUCUUCUGUGCAUAGCUAUUGUUGGUCUUCUCAUUAUAUUUAUUCUCGCUGGAAUUAUGAAUUCGUCUAAGCUGGAAGCUGCUCCUAUUAAGUUCAACGGAAUCAACUUCUCUCUAUGGGAAUUUCAGUUCCGUACCAUUAUUGAAGGUAAAUGUUUACUUCCCAUUUUGAAUGGUAAAUGUGUUAAACCCUCCGCUGAUGCUCCUAACAAGGAUAGAGAUGAUUGGGCGGCUGCUAAUGCCCAAGUUACUCAUUGGCUCUUGGCUUUUGUGGAUGUUCCUACUGCAUUGGGUCUUCGUCAAUUAGAGACCACUCAUGAAAUGUGGGUGCAUAUUUGUUCUAUGAAUUCCCAGUACGAUGCUUCCCGUCAGUUUGAGCUGGAAACUCAGCUUGCUUCUCUAGCUCAGGGUGAUCUUGAUGUCCGUGGAUAUUAUAAGAAGGCUCUCCACAUCUGGACCGAACACGAUCUUCUCAUGGCUUCCAUCACUCCUACUGCCAUCUCAGCUAACAUGGUCAAGGAGCGCAAUCGCUCUCGACUCAUGCACUUUCUCAUGCGUCUGCGUCCGGAAUUUGAGGCUGUCCGGGCCUCUCUUCUUCAUCGCAACGUGGCUACCAUUGACGCCGUGUUUGGAGAGCUUGUUAGAGAAGAAACUCACAUGAAGAGUCAGACAACUCUCGACCAGUCCAGCCAUCAUUCUGAGACAGCAUUUGCUGUUGGCAGGCAUGGUUCCUCGCAUCCUUAGUUUCAGCAAGGUACCUCUGGGGAGAUUCACUGUCAUUAUUGUCAAAAACUAGGUCAUAUCCAGCCUUUGUGUCCUAAGCGCAAUUUUUGUAAUUAUUGCAAGACUAAGGGCCAUAUUAGUCUGGGAUCAUGGGAUGUUCUGUUAAACUGUUGAAUUUUUCUGUUAAGGGUACUAUUUGGGAUUUAUGGCAUUGUCGGUUGGGCCAUCCUCAUACUGCUUGGUUAUACAGUAUGUUUCGGAAUAAUUUAUUACCAGAUCGUAUGGAUUCAUCAUAUUCUAUGCAUCCUUCUACUUGUGUUAGCUGUAUUGAAGCCAAGGAUUCUCGGUCCUCUUUCUCUUCGAGUACUACGAUCUAUGAGUCUCCAUUUGAUUUAGUUCAUAAAGAUUUAUGGGGACC